GAUGCGGCCGCGCUGACCGCCCGCCCGCCCGCCCGCGCCCCGCGCCCGCCCCGCAGCCGAGCAGGCCAGGCGGCCCGGACCCGCAGCCGCCCCCGCCGGGCGCCGCCAGCUGGGUUCAUGUUCGGGAUCCAGGAGAGCAUCCCGCGCGGAGGCACCACCAUGAAGGAGGAGCCGCUGGGCAGCGGCAUGAACCCGGUGCGCGCCUGGAUGCACACGGCCGGCGUGGUGGACGCCAACACGGCCGCACAGAGCGGCGUGGGGCUGGCGCGGGCGCACUUCGAGAAGCAGCCGCCCUCCAACCUUCGCAAGUCCAAUUUCUUCCACUUCGUGCUGGCGCUGUACGACAGGCAGGGGCAGCCGGUGGAGAUCGAGAGGACGGCCUUCGUGGACUUCGUAGAAAAAGAGAAAGAGCCCAACAACGAGAAGACCAACAACGGCAUCCAUUACAAGCUCCAGCUGCUCUACAGCAACGGUGUGAGGACAGAACAAGACCUUUACGUGCGCCUCAUAGACUCCAUGACCAAGCAGGCCAUCGUGUAUGAGGGCCAGGACAAGAACCCGGAGAUGUGCCGUGUGCUGCUCACCCACGAGAUCAUGUGCAGCCGGUGCUGUGACAAGAAAAGCUGUGGUAACAGGAACGAGACCCCCUCGGACCCCGUGAUCAUCGACAGAUUCUUUCUAAAGUUCUUCCUCAAGUGUAAUCAGAACUGCCUGAAGAAUGCUGGCAACCCUCGGGACAUGCGGAGAUUCCAGGUGGUGGUGUCCACGACGGUCAACGUGGACGGCCACGUGCUGGCCGUGUCCGACAACAUGUUUGUCCACAACAACUCCAAGCACGGGCGCCGGGCCCGCCGCCUGGACCCGUCAGAAGGUACGGCCCCCUCCUAUCUGGAGAAUGCCACUCCUUGCAUCAAAGCCAUCAGCCCCAGUGAAGGCUGGACCACGGGGGGAGCCACGGUCAUCAUCAUCGGGGACAACUUCUUUGAUGGGCUGCAGGUGGUGUUUGGAACCAUGCUGGUGUGGAGCGAGCUGAUCACGCCCCACGCCAUCCGCGUGCAGACGCCACCGCGCCACAUCCCGGGAGUUGUGGAGGUGACCCUGUCUUACAAGUCCAAGCAGUUCUGCAAAGGUGCCCCCGGCCGCUUUGUCUAUACAGCCCUUAACGAGCCGACCAUAGACUACGGCUUCCAGAGAUUGCAGAAAGUGAUUCCCAGACACCCAGGAGACCCUGAGAGGUUACCCAAGGAGGUGUUGCUGAAGCGGGCGGCGGACCUGGUGGAAGCCUUGUACGGGAUGCCUCACAACAACCAGGAGAUCAUCUUGAAGCGGGCAGCAGACAUCGCCGAGGCCUUGUACAGUGUCCCCCGCAACCACAACCAGAUCCCCAGCCUGGCCAACACCCCUGCGCACACCAGCAUGAUGGGCGUCAAUUCCUUCAGCAGCCAGCUGGCCGUCAACGUCUCCGAGACCUCGCAGGCCAACGACCAAGUCGGCUACAGUCGUAACACAAGCAGCGUGUCCCCGCGAGGAUACGCCCCCAGCAGCACCCCCCAGCAGUCCAAUUACAACACAGUCAGCACUAGCAUGAACGGCUACGGAACGGGCGCCAUGGCCAACCUAGGGGUGCCGGGCUCCCCGGGAUUCCUCAAUGGCUCCUCCAACAACUCUCCCUACGGCAUAGUGCCGUCCAGCCCCACCAUGGCAGCUUCCUCGGUCUCCCUCCCUUCAAACUGUAGCAGCUCGCACGGCGGCAUUUUCUCAUUCUCACCUGCCAAUGUCAUCUCCGCAGUGAAACAAAAGAGCGCUUUCGCGCCCGUGGUCCGGCCCCAGGCCUCUCCUCCCCCCUCCUGCACCAGCGCCAACGGGAACGGGCUCCAAGGCUCACUGCUGGGUGUGGAGGACCUCCCGGUGGACAAGACAAACUGGCCUUUUUGUGAAGUCGGUGGCAUAUUUCACUUUGAUGAACUAAUGCUCAAAAAAGGAACUGGCAAGCUAUGUCUGGGCUGGUAGUCCCACCCAUGUGAGGCGUCUCGGCCACCUUCCGCAGCAGCACCCAGCACCCAGCACCCAAGGAUGGACUUCAGGGGACAGGCUUCGCAGCUAGGACGGGCUGGUGCUGCACACCAGAGCACCCCUGCCUGCCGGCAGACUGCUCAGAGACUCGUUCUCACUGAGCUAGUGCGCCAGCCAGCCAGCCAGCCAGCCAGCCAGCCAGCGGGCGUCUCCCCCCCGCACGAUCCCACUUUCUGGACUGAACUCGCUCAUCUGUCCACGCCCUCCGUCCCAAGGACCCCGGGGACACAGCGACGCCACUUUGUAUGAAGUCCUGGCCCGUCUUGGCUCUGUCGUGUACUUGCUGUGUGGGGGAGAAACUCCGCCAUCCCGAUCACCAGGAUAACGGCCGGCCGAGGCCUCCAGACAUUUUUCUGUACUCAUCCUUUGAUUCACAAUGGUUGUGUAUCUCUAUAAUGUGAAAUAUUUUUUUGUGGUGAAAAAAACAAAAACAAAAAGGGGGUGGGGGUGGCCAAGGAGGUCUGAGCCAUGGAGUUGAAGCCUAUUUGAUUAGGACAGGUCGGGGAGGGAGGGAGGGAGGGGUGGACCAUGCUUCAAACAGCAUCGUAAGGACAUGAACCUUUGUAACUUAUUGUAGUUAGAAAUUGUAACUUUGAUAUUGAAUUCUCUUGCCUUCAACAAGCGCACUGACCGAAAAAGCAAAGCUAUUGUCUGUUGGCUAAACUUUUCUCCCACUGCUAGAGCUUCCUGUAAACCAGUGUGGUCUGCGACAUCCCCACUUUUGCUAGUCCUGUAUACUCCUGCAUUCUUAGGCUACUGUGAGGUCCCUGUUUCUUGUACCAGAGAUUGUCUUUUUUGACUUCUAGAUCCUUCUUCCCUAAUGUGUUUUGUAUGUGGUUAUAAAAUUGUAGACUUUUGUGAUUUUGCCAAAGUUGUAGCUAAAUAUUUAUACACUUGUCUUGAAUUUUUUUCAGAUCCACUUAAAUAUUUAGGAAAAGGAAAGAAAACCACCCAAGGUUUAGCCCUUAUGUGUCCCAUAAGGUAUAAAUCCACCCCCCACGCACCUCCUUUCCCAUGAACACUAGCGGUUGCUAAGGAACUUUAUUUUGUAACAUAUCAAUUAUAAAUAUUGUAUUUAUCGUUGAGAUUUUGUACAUUGCUUUUCCUGCCAGUUCUCUUUCUUUCUCGUCUGUGUUGAUUUGGGAUCUUGGCCUGACGUUGCCACAGAGGACUGAGUGCCAGCGAGACCCAUCUCCCCUGUGUUUUGUCACCAGGAACCAGUGACCUUGAGAAGUCGUCAUUGUGUAGAUGUCCCACUUUUUUUUUUUUUCUUUUUGGUUUUUGUUUGUUUGUUUUUUGAGGAAAAGUCAGUCAUUGUUUAUUUUUAUAUUAUUUUUAAGUUAUCUGAACAAGUACUUUUGGAAAAAAAAAAAAAGUCCUUUGUAUAGUCAAAGCAGAGUGGAGUCCAGCUGGCCAAACCCUCACAGACCCCAAGCAUGUGGGACGGCCGUGGGGAUGUGAAACCGUCUGGGUCUGUGUCCUUAUUUUAUUUUUUUGUAGAAUGUAAAAAAAAAAAGUCAUUUUAGCUACCACCCAUGAUUUUUACCACAUAGCUGAGCUGUGUUUACUGGGAAAAUUCAGAGGCCUAAAGUUUAAGACUAAAACUUACUUCGGAUGUUUUAAUUAAAAGGUUUGCCACAAUAACUUCUCUGAUGCCUUAAAAGUGGAAUUCUUUACAGAACCUUUGUGCUAUUUCACCACAGGCUAUGCCUCAAUUGUGAACUUGAUAUUUCAUUUGGAGACUUAUGGUGUAACACACACACACACACACACACACACACAAGCACAAGCCUGGUGUUACCACGCCACUCUUGCCCACUUCUGCUGCCUGUCUCGGAUUCUGAGGGGUCUAGGGGAAUCCCAACCCACCGCUGGUUUUUAAAUUUUUAUAACCAUUUGCCCCCGGUGGCCAGGCCCCACGAUACCGUCCUUUUUAGAACAGAGUGACCUCGGGCCUGCUAGUGCCAAACCCACCUCUAGACCCCCCAAGGGCCGGGGUUUUCCCGUCCACAGACAUGACACAGGCUUCCCAGACAUGGCAGAAAUCCCAUUUAAGAUGGAAAGGGGGGGGGGUUUGGAGAAACUUCUCUUGACCAAAUUACUCAUAACUCACAAAGCAAUUGCACAGACUAAGGACGCCUGCCUGGCUGGGGCCCCGACCAGAGCCACAGAUGGUCCCCUGGCCGCUCACAUACCAUGCGGCCUGAGCCCAAGAAGUCACUUUGGAACUAAAUUUGCCUCCGUUUCCUUUUGUGUCAGUGAGGGAUUGCGUUUGGGGCUCGCUGGUGUGGGCCGAGGCGCCCCCCCCCCCCCCCGCAUCAUCUGUGUCUAGGGUUAGUUCCCACACUGCUCCCCGGCUCCCUGAGGGGCCUGUCACGCAACCGUAGACUGUACGUUAAAGACCCUACAAUAAGAUUGUUUUAUCUGUACAUUUUUUCAGAUAUUUAACUGUAUAAAAUGUUCAUUUUACACAAUAUUUAAUUAAAGUAUUUCUCGUCUGUGAGUUUCA
Molecule: messenger RNA, 4582 nt
Organism: Erinaceus europaeus (western European hedgehog)
Lineage: Eukaryota; Metazoa; Chordata; Mammalia; Eulipotyphla; Erinaceidae
Gene: EBF3
Product: EBF transcription factor 3
Exons: 17
Coding region: 118-2010 (630 amino acids)
Biological process (GO): regulation of transcription by RNA polymerase II
Molecular function (GO): RNA polymerase II cis-regulatory region sequence-specific DNA binding; DNA-binding transcription factor activity, RNA polymerase II-specific
Source: RefSeq, a predicted model, not a curated record